GAGAAGACAAAUGCCGAGAUCUUAGUUUCUGGAAGGAGGAUAGCAGAUGGGAAAUCACAUGGGAUAGACCAUUUGAAGACUUCAAGUGUAUCCGGACCCAAAGCACGACCUCCCACAGUACCCUCCCCUUUUAGCUUGAGGUGUGAAGAAAGAGCGGCAAAACGUAAAGAGUUCUUUCAAAAGCUAGAAGAGAAGACAAAUGCCAAAGAGGCAGAUAAAGUGUAUCUCCAAGCAAAAAAUAAGAUCUCACUGACACAGCCUAUGCAGGUUAAGAUGAAGUUAGUUAACCUGGGACAUGCUCAGAGCGAAGAAACAAGGAUGAAAAUUGGCAAUGGAGUGCGAAUGGGGUGGGAAAGGUGCCGUGAAAAACUGAAGCUGCAGGAAACUUGCUACUUUGAGUGGCAGAAUUUGAUAGCAGAAGCUUCUAGAAAGGGAUUUGUUGGUGAGGAAGAGAAGCAGUGGGACUCCUAUAAGAUCUUGGAUGAACAGCUCGGGCAGGAAUGGUUGGAGAGUGUUGAGCAAAGUAGAAAAAUGGCAAGACCGAAAGGUAGCAAGAGAGCACCCAAUUCUCUUGAGCAAAGGAGGAAAAUUUCAGAGGCCAUUUCUGCCAAAUGGGCUGAUCCUGCAAGGGCAUAUGUUGCAUUUUCUGCUGAGAAUGCAUACCGUGACAGGGUUUGCACUGCCCUUUAUAAAUAUCAUGGCACACCAGUUGGAGUAGAAAGGAAGCCAAAGAGAAGGCCAAGUAGUGAGGGACAACCCAGAACACAGAAUCCCACAAAGAAGAAAGCUAAUGACACUGAUAAUUCCACAGGGAAUGUGACUGAAAGCCAAAAGCAUCGUACUAGUUUAAGAAGUAAUAUGCCCUUAUUUAAGGAUCCUUUGGCAAGCUCCAAACUAGAGAUGAUAAAGAACAUUAGAGCAGAGAGAGCAGCUGCUGAAAAUAAGAAGACUGAAGCCAUUGAACGAGCAAAGUUAUUGAUUGCUGAAGCUGAAAAGGCUGCAAAGGCUCUUGAGGCAGCUGCAACAAAGAGCCCUCUCGCUCAAGCUUCCCUCAUUGAAACUAGGAAUCUCAUAGCCAAAGCAAUUCAAUCCAUAGAAAUUGGACAGAUUGAUUCUCAUGGGAAUGGUAGACACCCUUCAAUCGCCUUAGCAGAACUGGUCAACCAGGCUGAGAAAAAAUAAUCCAGGUAUUCAAGGUCUGAGCCAAACAGAUCACAGAGAAAUCAAUCAUUGUGUUUGGUUCCUAUUUUCUA
Messenger RNA from Camellia sinensis, 1253 nucleotides. Lineage: Eukaryota; Viridiplantae; Streptophyta; Magnoliopsida; Ericales; Theaceae. The record is from RefSeq and is a predicted model, not a curated record.